This is a messenger RNA of Limulus polyphemus (Atlantic horseshoe crab), 527 nucleotides long. Its product is annotated as insulin-like. The transcript has 2 exons. NCBI's taxonomy places the organism in Eukaryota, Metazoa, Arthropoda, Merostomata, Xiphosura, Limulidae. The record is from RefSeq and is a predicted model, not a curated record. Gene Ontology annotation, cellular component: extracellular region. Gene Ontology annotation, molecular function: hormone activity. The coding region runs from base 10 to 405 and encodes 131 amino acids.
GGAACAAACAUGCUGAUAUUGAUCUGUGUCGGCGCAGUUGUAACGUCAUUAGCUACAGCUUUGCCCAGUCAACAUUUGAUUGCAACACGAUCUCAGAGGCUUUGUGGGCCUGAGCUUGCAGAAGCGCUCUCUCUCGUGUGUGGCGGAAUUUACUACACUCCCUACAAAAGGUUGGAGCACGGUGUUUUCAACAAAGACAUGGAUACCGUUCCCUGGUGGCGAUUGGUAAAAGAAAUGGACACUUCAUCUGACGACGCUUACCUUGGCAGAAAAAUAGCAAUGUCUCUCUUCCGUAAAUCAGACACUUUUUCUCGACCAAUUCGUGGGGUAACAGACGAGUGUUGUAUAAAAAGCUGUUCCAUUUCUGAAUUAAUGACAUAUUGUGGUGCGGGUGGUAAAAAAUAGAUAACGCUACUAGGAUUAAACAACACAAAAAUUAUUUUGACAUUUUCGUUUUGUUGACAUGAUAACUUACGUGGAAUUGUUGAGAUGGCUAAAACAUACAUAUUAAACUUAAAUUAAAUAUA